AUGUCGGCAAUGGAUGACCAAGAUUACGAAUCCGUCCUGUUGGUGAUUCGUGAAUGCUAUGUCUACAAGGUUCCACCUAUGGUCUCAAGUCGUGGACACAGAGCAGCUGACUGGGGCAAUGUCGAUGCCCCUCUGUGGAGAGGGCGACUGCGUGUCAUCGCACAAGGGAAAAAGUGUUUUAUUCGACUCGAGGAUGGACAGACAGGAGAACUCUUUGCGGUCUGUCCCUAUGAAGAGAACAAGGGCUGUGUCGAGAGCGUCACCGAUUCAAGCCGUUACUUUGUCCUGAAGAUCGAGGAUCAGGGUCGACAUGCGUUCAUUGGGCUCGGGUUCCUGGAUCGAAGCCACGCAUUUGACUUCAAUGUCGCGCUUCAGGAUCACUUCAAGCACAUCAAAGCGGAAGAAAAGGCUGCGGAGUUGAAGAAGACCGGCGCGCAACAGCCUAAAUUGGAUUUCUCACUCAAGGAAGGACAGACAUUGAAUUUGACCAUUGCCGGUGGCAGUGGAGCCGGAUCGGCGCGUAGAGAACGUCCACCAAGGCCUGCAGCAUCAGAGGAUGGUGCACUUCCCCCGCUCCUUCCUCCUCCUCCGCCACCCGGCAAGAGGCAGUCGUAA
This is a messenger RNA of Gamsiella multidivaricata, 615 nucleotides long. RefSeq lists its product as uncharacterized. The record is from RefSeq and is a predicted model, not a curated record. Bases 1 to 615 code for a protein of 204 amino acids. Gene Ontology annotation, cellular component: clathrin vesicle coat; membrane. NCBI's taxonomy places the organism in Eukaryota, Fungi, Mortierellomycota, Mortierellomycetes, Mortierellales, Mortierellaceae. The transcript is spliced from 4 exons. Gene Ontology annotation, biological process: endocytosis.